Messenger RNA from Anopheles coustani, 1284 nucleotides. It is a transcript of the gene grn, whose product is annotated as GATA-binding factor C. Lineage: Eukaryota; Metazoa; Arthropoda; Insecta; Diptera; Culicidae. Gene Ontology annotation, biological process: cell fate commitment; negative regulation of transcription by RNA polymerase II; positive regulation of transcription by RNA polymerase II. Gene Ontology annotation, molecular function: DNA-binding transcription factor activity, RNA polymerase II-specific; zinc ion binding; RNA polymerase II cis-regulatory region sequence-specific DNA binding. The coding region runs from base 1 to 1284 and encodes 427 amino acids. The record is from RefSeq and is a predicted model, not a curated record. The transcript is spliced from 9 exons.
AUGGAUAUGACAUCAGCAGCGGAGGCACGGAGCUGGUACGACAACCAGCGGCUCGGUGGGUCGCCGGGAACGUCGGCCGCCCUCGGUCACCAGACGGCCGCCGUCGAUCCGUCCGAGAUGAACCCGUUCUAUCCGCUCGAGAAUAGCUCCCAUCGCCGGUACUACCCGACUAGCUACGGACCGCACGCAUCCCGGAUGGCCUCGUCACACGUCUCACCGCAAGUCUGCCGGCCGCACUUCCACGGGCCCCUCUCCUGGCUGAGCGACCCGCCGAAGCCGAUCGCGUCCGGCAACCCGUGGGGCAGCCCGUUCGCCUGCCCGCAGGACCCCCAGGACAAGCUGAGCCAGGUGCAGGGCGGCCAGGCCGGCCAGCACCUGUUCUCGUUCCCGCCGACCCCGCCCAAGGACUCGACGCCCGACUCGGUGCAGACGGCGCCCGCCGAGUACCAGGCCACGAUCAACGCGUUCAUGCACCAGGCGCAGGUCAGCUCGAACAACACCACGGCGGACAGCUGCGGGCUGGACGUGAAGCCGUGCCUGACCGGGGGCAACGGGGCGGGUGCCAGCGGAGGCCAGAACCAACCAAAGCAGCGAGAAGAGGGCCGAGAAUGUGUCAACUGUGGUGCAACGUCGACGCCUCUAUGGCGACGGGACGGUACCGGCCACUACUUGUGUAACGCCUGCGGACUCUACUACAAAAUGAACGGCCAGAAUCGACCCCUGAUCAAACCGAAACGAAGACUGACGAAACAAUCGCUUCAAAGUGCCGCCCGACGAGCGGGAACCUCGUGCGCCAACUGCAAAACGACCACCACCACCCUGUGGCGACGGAAUCAGGGCGGCGAACCCGUUUGCAACGCCUGCGGACUCUACUACAAGCUGCACAAUGUUAAUCGACCGCUCACGAUGAAGAAGGAAGGCAUCCAGACGCGAAACCGCAAGCUCUCGUCGAAGUCGAAAAAGAAGAAAGGAAUCCCCGGCUCGUGUCUUCCGCUCGGCAGCCAUCUUGGGGACCUCAUGAAACCGUUAGACCACAAGCCCUCCUUCCCCGGCGGAUUCCCCGGCUCUAUGGGACAACAUAGUCAUCUUUCCGGUGGACUGCAUCCGGCCCAUACGCAUAUGCACGGCGGUUGGUACACGACCGGCAUGGGAGCCCUCGGAAGUUCCGGUGGACUCCAGAACGGGUUCGGCGGAGCUGGCUCGCUAGGUGGCGGUGUCGUCCCGCAUUCGCAAUCCUACCAUCUAGGACUAAAUUCAAUGAGUUGGCGCUCGGAGUACACGUGA